Molecule: messenger RNA, 2302 nt
Organism: Linum tenue
Lineage: Eukaryota; Viridiplantae; Streptophyta; Magnoliopsida; Malpighiales; Linaceae
Source: the annotation of a GenBank genome assembly
GCUUCCUCUCUACUCUUCCAUUCUUCUUAUGAAUAUAGGCCACACUCAUUUGAUGUUCAAUCUCAUGAGAUCUAUAAAACUCAUCCAUAUGGGACUCUAUUCCUUGCAGCUCAGGGAAAUCGAUUUGAACUUCGAGGAAAAGAGGGAACAAGGUUGGCAGGGGAAGAAGAAGAAGGCUGGUCGGAGAGGAAGGAAGAAGGAGAAGCAGGGGUGAUGGCGAUCGAGGAAGGGGAAGAAGGGCAUGUGAGCGGCAACUCUUGAGUCGGAGACAGAGGAGGAAGAGAAAGAGCUGCCAGAGUCUCGAGUCAGGUGGAUCUGGAAUGCCAAGCGGGGGCGGCAACCGAGGCCGCUUUAACCCUUUGAAUAUUUCCAAUUCUCGUCAAACUCCAAACCUAAAGAAGGAAGGGGCGGCAACCAACUGUCUAUCUUCACUGGCAGCGACCCUCUUCUCCUUCUUUUCCUUUGUUCGAUGGAUCUCGACCGUCGCUGCUUUCUUAUCGGCGGAAGCGACAACUCCGGCCGGGCGAUUAGAGUGAAAGAUUAUUUGGUGGUGGUGCGUGUCUGGUUGGGGCGUCGAGGUUGGGAUUCGGGAGAUUGGGAUGGCGAGGUCGAGAUUGGAAGGACGAGGUGGGGCGGUGAAGUCUGAUUGAGGGUUGAGAAGCAUCUGAAAUUGUCAUAACAAGCACUAGACAAGAGAUAGAGCAACAGUGGAGGUUGUAUGAUGGUUUUGAACUGGUAUUGGAGCACAAACUGCGGGCAGGAAUCAGGGUCAAUGUCAAAUGUUAUGGAAGGAUUAUGCCUCGAAUGGCGGUAAUCCCACCUGGAAUGGAGUUCCACCACAUUGUCCUACCAUGAUGGUGAUAUCGAGGGUGAAAAUGAAGGAAAUGAUGACCAUCCAACUUCUCCUAAACCAUCAAUAUGGCCCGAGAUAAUGUGUUUCUUCACUAAUCCCCGCAAACCAAUGAUACUUGCACUUGCUAGGGCAGACCCCAAGAAAAAGAUCACACUUAGGUCAAGGCAUAUGGAGAAUGACAUCCCCUGAGAGAGCUUGCUAAUAUGGUAUACACUAAUUAUGGGGAACAGAGAUGAAAUCGAUGAGAUGCCAAGUACAAAUGCCUCUGUACUCCUUUCAGUGCUUAAGCUCUUUGAAAAAUAUGAUUGUAUGGGCAAGUGGCGUAUCUUAAACAUCAUAAACAGGCUUAUGUUCCAGACAUAUAUUGCCUUGCUGCAAAGACUAAGGGCGUUUUCAGUAAUUCAGCUUUCAUCGAGCCAUUUGGACUAACUCUAAUUGAGGCAGCAGCAUACGGCUUGCCGAUGGUUGCUACAAAGAAUGGGGGCCCUGUGGACAUUCUCCGGGUACUCGAUAAUGGGCUUCUUAUUGGCCCACAUGAUCAACAAUCCAUUGCUACUGCGCUUCUGAAGCUAGUGGCUAACAAGCAGCUUUGGGCAAAAUGCCGGCAAAAUGGUUUGAAGAACAUACACCUCUUUUAAUGGCCAGAGCAAUGUAAAACCCAGUGUUAUCAAAAUCGAGCCGAACCGGUCAGUCGGACCGAUAAAGCCGGGACCCGGCCACCAGUCCAGCUCGGAACACCUAAAAAACAAUACAGUUCAACUGACCGGCCGAUUAACGGUUCAAACGGCUAACCGCUCGAACAGUUCAAACCGACUAGUCGGUUCUCAGAGCGAAGGGUAGGCGGGCUUUCUCAAUUGAGCGGUUGUCCUUGGUCGCCGUCGUCAUCACCGGCAACGAUUAACCUCACCUUCAUCACCGUCGCUCUGUUCCUGUUAUGCUUUCCUCUAGUCGUCUUCAGAAAGAAAGAAAGAGAGAGAUAAAGGCAUAUGGAGUUUGAGAGAAACCAAGGGAUGAAGCCAUGGAGGGGAUCGAUCGAUCGUGUUUUGUGAAGGAUUAGAGGAAUCGAUUGAAGAAGAAGCAGAUGGUGAGAUGAAGGUUGUUGUGGAGGGGGGAUUGAAAGAGAGAGGGGAGAACGGCGCUGCCGAUUAGGGUUGCAAAUCGGGGUGGUGGUGGUCAGGCCAGGUUAGGGGUGAUUAAUUGAGUUGUUAGCUUUUUUACUUUUUUAUACACGUCAUUUACUUCUAGGUAGUUUAGGUCAUGAUUAUAAUUUUUUUAGUUUUUAUUUCCUAUUAUGGUCAUUUUUAGCUAGUGCUUACUAAUAUUCAUUAUUAAUAAGUAUCGGUUCAUUAACGGUUUUAUAACGGUCUAAUACCGGUUAAACCAGUAAAGUUCCAACCGUUUGCUAUAUAGGUUCAUACUACGGUUUGGUUCUGACAAAAUUGGUAAAAC